ACGUGCCAUCUACUGAAAGACAAAGAUAGCGACAGUCGGUCCAAGCAUUCGUAAAUGAAUUUCUGAAAUUUCAGGAGCUCAUUCCCAAGUAUCACCCCGAUGUGACAUAUGUUGGAUAAACACAUGUGCUACCGUGAUCCUCAACUAUAAACUCACCGAACGAUCAUUGAAGAUGUCAAGAUGAAGUACCGCUUUCCCAAAAUACGAAACGGUGAAUCUUUCGGGUAUCACAUCAGUAUCGGCCAGAACAUGAACCUAGCGAAUUGCCAAUAUAGCUUCCAAAAUCAGAGAAAAGAGCCUAAGGACAAUGUAUAUAAAAUUGGAGUUAGUGGACACAAAAACAGUCAUCCCUUCAUGCAGAAACAAGUACACAAAAGUGUCGAUCUAGUCAAGUUCCAAGGAGACUACAACAGAACAGCAUAUGGGGUACCGAAAGGGUCAGUGUUUGCUCCCACAAAUUACCAGGUGCAUUCAGGCGAGUCCAAGAACUAUAGUUUCAGGUUGAGCGAGGAGAGUUGUGUAUAUAGAGGUGAUUCAAGUGGCGGCGGUGGUGGUGAUAGUUGUUGGGAUAGUGAUGAGGAAAAAGAGGUGAAUCAUAUUUUUGAGCCUCAUAAUAAUGGACCAAAGAAGUGCCUUGCUUGGGCUUGUAAGGCGUGUAAGAAAAAAACAGUGGCUGUAGAUCGUAGAAAAGCUGCAACCUUGAGGGAAAGAAGGCGUCUUAGAAAGGUCAAUGAAGCAUUCGAGUUGUUGAAGAAGAGGACAUGUAGUAAUCCAGGACAGAGAUUACCAAAAGUAGAAAUAUUGAGAAGUGCUAUAGAGUAUAUAGAAUAUUUAGAAGAAUUACUACAAGAUUCCAAAUCAUCGAACGAACAUUCUAGCAACAUUACAUUUAAUAAUAACAUAAUGAAUAAUACUGGCAACCACUUCCUUUCAGAAAAAUUAGGAAAUUUUUCGGACCAAGGCAACAAAUUUUCUUGCACAAAUGGUUAUGACUUGGCAUCAUCUCCCACAACCUCGAGCUUGGAUUGCUUGAACUUAAUUGUACAAAAUUUAUCGAAUAAUAAAAUUUCCGAGCCUACGGAACCUACAUAGUGAAUUUCUGAUGUUU
Harmonia axyridis is the source of this 1108-nucleotide messenger RNA. RefSeq names its product transcription factor SUM-1 (gene nau). Gene Ontology annotation, molecular function: protein dimerization activity; RNA polymerase II cis-regulatory region sequence-specific DNA binding; DNA-binding transcription factor activity, RNA polymerase II-specific. Gene Ontology annotation, biological process: regulation of transcription by RNA polymerase II; muscle organ development; positive regulation of myoblast differentiation. The record is from RefSeq and is a predicted model, not a curated record. NCBI's taxonomy places the organism in Eukaryota, Metazoa, Arthropoda, Insecta, Coleoptera, Coccinellidae. The transcript is spliced from 4 exons. The coding region runs from base 181 to 1092 and encodes 303 amino acids.